Molecule: messenger RNA, 1483 nt
Organism: Rhopalosiphum maidis (corn leaf aphid)
Lineage: Eukaryota; Metazoa; Arthropoda; Insecta; Hemiptera; Aphididae
Product: UDP-glucose 4-epimerase-like
Exons: 7
Coding region: 316-1386 (356 amino acids)
Biological process (GO): beta-D-galactose catabolic process via UDP-galactose, Leloir pathway
Cellular component (GO): cytosol
Molecular function (GO): UDP-glucose 4-epimerase activity
Source: RefSeq, a predicted model, not a curated record
UCCAGCAUUGAUUAACUGGAUACUUAAAUAUUUAAUCAAUGCUUUCAGUAUUCACUAUUCACUAAUCACUAUCACAAUAUCAUAAUUAUUCACCGCCAUUUAGUAUUUACAAAAUAGUAAAUACUAGUGGUCAAAUUGUCAAUUGAUUUUAAUAACUUCUGACCAACUCAUAUCGCAUUGACGCGUGUAUUUAUUAUUUCGUCUUUGGGUGUUAUGGGUAAACCGCGUUCUACUAAUUUUGUGUCAUUGUUACACUCAGAGAUUUUUCAACAUUGCUGAUAAAAAAUACACCCGGUUGUAAUUAUUAUUUACAAAAUGAAUAAUACCAAAAACAAAUGUGUUUUGUUAACUGGCGGUGCAGGGUAUGUUGGUAGCCAUACUAUUAUACCUUUAAUUGAAUCCGGGUAUGAGGUGGUGGUCUUAGAUAAUUUGUCAAAUGCAUGUAAAGGAAAUGAAGGACAAAAUCCAGUUCCUAUAUCUCAAGUGGAAAAAUUAGUUGGUAAGCCUAUCACAUUCUAUAACGUUGAUCUCUUGGACUACGAUUCUCUCUCCAAAGUGUUCAAUAAGCAUAAUUUCUGUUGUGUUAUUCAUUUUGCUGGAUUAAAAGCUGUUGGUGAAUCAUGUAUCAUUCCUUUGACUUAUUAUCGAGUCAAUGUCUCAGGGUCAAUCAAUUUAUUUCAAGUUAUGAAAGAACACAAUGUAAAGAAACUUGUAUUUUCCUCCUCGUCUACAGUAUACGGUGAACCACAAUUUUUACCAAUAACUGAAUCGCAUCCAGUUGGUCAAAAUUUACUCAAUGGAUAUGCUAAAUCAAAAUAUUAUAUUGAAGGAAUAAUACAAGACUUAUGCAAUUCUGAUAAAGAAUGGUUUGUGAUUAUUUUACGGUAUUUCAAUCCAGUUGGAGCUCAUCCUUCUGGAAUUUUGGGAGAAGAUCCUACUGGAAUUCCUAAUAAUUUAAUGCCAUAUGUUGCUCAAGUUGCUGUUGGAAAUCGACCAUGUAUUAAUGUUUUUGGAAAUGAUUAUAAUACUGUUGACGGAACAGGAGUAAGAGACUACCUUCACAUUAUGGAUCUAGCUGAAGGUCAUGUUAGUGCAUUACAGAAGUUACAAAAUGCAGAUGAAAAAGGAGCUAUAGCUAUAAAUUUAGGCACGGGGAAUGGAUAUUCAGUAUUACAAGUAAUUGAUAUGUUUAGUCAAGUUAGUGGACAAAAAGUAAAAUAUGCUAUUGUUGAUCGUCGAUCUGGUGAUUGUGCUUCUUCUUAUUGUGAUGCAUCGUUUGCAAAAUCAUAUCUUGGAUGGGAAGCUAAGAGAACUUUAAAGGAAAUGUGUGAAGAUACAUGGAGAUGGCAGUCGUUGUAUCCUCAAGGUUUUUCUACUAAAAAAUAACCAUACCAUGGUUACUUAAAAUUAUGAACAAAUUAUUAUUGUUAUUGUUUUAUUAUAAUUAUUAUUAUUUAUAAAACAUUUUUGGGCAUUUUUAAAC